This is a messenger RNA of Brassicogethes aeneus, 4937 nucleotides long. The record is from the annotation of a GenBank genome assembly. Lineage: Eukaryota; Metazoa; Arthropoda; Insecta; Coleoptera; Nitidulidae.
UUUUUUGACAUUCGGGCACAUGCGCCGUAACCUACAAUUUUCGCUGCAGCCAUUUAUGUUGUUCGCAUAUUAUCAACUAUAAAACGUAAUAUUCAGUAUGACUGACUCAAUGAACUUUGGUCCUGACUGGAUCCGCAAUCUAUCCUCCGAAGGAAAUACCUCAGGGGGAACAGGUGGUGCACAUCGAUAUCAGCUAGCUGAUUUUCGAUAUGGUAGAGAAGAGAUGCUCGCAUUAUUUGAUAAGAAUGUUAGACCACCUCUUUCUUUAACAAAUUUUAAAUAUUUGUACUCAGAAACAACUCUACCACCAUUGGCAUUAACCCCUACCACAGACGAAGAGAGAUCGUGGCAAAAUCGUCCGACAAACGUAUCGGGUCCGACCAGAGGCAGGGGCGGCGGUUCGUUGGAGAGGGGCGGUCGAAUCGCCAGGGGCAGGGGCGGCUAUCAGGGGUACGGCCGGCCCGCCAGCGGUUACGACGGCCAGUGGGGCGGCGGUCCAGCCGGCGUCCCCGAACAAACCGACUGGAGCCCCAGGAAGGACUUCAACCCGACAAGGGGUCAUUCCAUGGACAAUUGGAGGAGGAUUAAAGAAAGGGAGGACGACGACGGUUGGAGGAUCGCACCGGCCGGCGGGCGCGGCCACGGCCACGAGAAGUGGCAGCGGUCGACGAGCUGGCGGGGCGGCGACGGCGAGGAGGGCGCCGAAAGGGGAGCGGCGCCGCCCGAGAGGGGCGGCCGUCAAGGGGGCUGGCACGAGAACAGAGGGCCGCCGUCGCAGAGACGGUCCUGGGAUAACGAGGACCAUUUGCCCGAGUGGGCGACGGAGCAUCCCACCGAGGGGGGCGGCACUUUCGACGAGAGGGGGGCCUUCCACGGAUCGGACGACGAAAUGCCGUUUGAUGGAAAACCUAAUAAACGAGAUAACCUUCAAAAAUCGACUUCCCAGCAAUACAUCUCCAACAAGAAUCAACCGCCUCUAUCUUCAUCCAAGUCUGCCAUGUCAUUGAGUAAACCUCCAGAAUAUGAUAAAAAGAGAGAUGAAAAGCAUGACGAGAACCUGAAAAACGAGAACGGCGAAAGGGAAAGGGAAAAAUCAGUUCCCAACAUUUCGGACAAAAUCGAUAAAGAUCCCGCGAUGAUGGAAAGGGCGAAAUCCGAAGGACCUCCUAGAAUUCUUGAAAACCUCGACUCCAUGUUGAAUCCAAUGAAUCCGAUUCACAACAGGGUCGACGAGGAUUUCGAAAAACUGCAGGAAGAUUUAAUAUUGAAAUUGGUGGAGAACGAGGAACCCAUGAAGCCGCCGCAAAACCAAAAUAACUUCGAUAUGGGCCCGGUGCAACCUCCUCCGAAUUUAGCGCAGAUGAUAGCCGACAAAUGGUUCUACCAAGACCCACAGGGCCAAAUGCAAGGGCCGUUCGUGAACCUCGAGAUGGGCGAGUGGUUCAAGGCGGGCUACUUCAGCAACCAGCUGAAAAUCCGGCGCGCCUGCGACGAGCGCUUCUUCCUUUUGGGCGAGCUGGUCACGCUUUGCGGCGGCGCCAACCCCUUCACGUGCGGCGUGCGCUUUCCCGUGCUGAAAAACGACCCGCAACCGCCUCAAACGGAGUCGGACAUCCUCAACCACCUGCACUACGUCGCGCAGAUGACCGCGUUCAAGCAGGCGCAGCAGCAGCGCGGCAACGUCGCCGAACCGUGGAACCCCGCGGCCGCGGCUGCGCUCUCCAUGCAGCAGCAGGAGCUGGCCGCGCAGAGGCUGCUCCUGCAGCAGCAGCAGCAGCAACAACAGCAGGUCCCCCAAGAAAUGCCAUUUAUGCCUCAACCUCCAGCCACAAACCCCUUAAUGCAAAUGAUAAAUCAAAUGCAACAAGCCAACAAACUGCCCGGCCAGACGCCUCUGGCGGACAAGCCGCCCAGCAGCAGCCUUCCCGGGCAGCUGGACCCGCACCUGAUGCACAUGAACAACCUGAUGAUGCAGAGCCGGCUGCCGACGCCCGAGGCGAUCGCGUCCGCCCUGGCGGCCGGCAUGCCGGGCGGUUCCGGGGCGAUGCCCGGCAUGCCGGCCGGCCUGGGCGCCAUCAACUUGCUGCGGCAGAACGCGCACGGCGCGGCCGUCGAGCAGGACAACGAGCCGCUGAAGAGCUUGCUCAAGCAGCUGCAUCAGAACAGCCAGCAGCAGCCCAAGAACAUGUGGCAACAAAACCAAUUCUCCAGCUCGCCGCCCAACCCCCAGUGGCAACCCACGCCUCCUGAUAAUGUGCCUAUGACGAUGUGGGACGUCCACACUCCCCCCUCGUCCGACGAAAACCUCCCGCCGCCCCAUCAACAACAGCAACCUCCCGCGAUGGAACAGAACGGCGGCGUGCCCGCCCCUCCCGCGUCGCAGGAAAAAAUCAACCCCAAAGAGAAGGAGCAGCAACGCCUGAAGGAGGAGCAACGCGAGCUGAGGAGGAAGAAGGAGCAGGAGGAGAAGCAGGCGAAGAGGGAGGCGGAGGAGAGGAGGAAGCAGGAGCAGCGGAAGCAGGAGGCGGAGAAGAAGGCGUCGGAGGAGAAGCGCAGGAAGGAGGAGGAGAGGAUCAAGAAGGAGCUGGAGAAGGCGAAGAAGGAGGCGGAGGAGAAGAGGCUCAAGGAGUUGGAGGAGAAGCGGCGCCUCAAGGAGCAGCGUAAGGCCGAGGAGGAGCAGAAGAAGAAGACGGACGAGCAGAAGAAGUUGGAGGAGGACCAGAAGAGGAAGGAGGCCAGGGAGCGCGAAGAAAGGAAUAAGGCCGCCGAGAAGCGUUUGGCGCAGCAAGAGCAAGCUAGGCAGGCAAAAGCGGCGCCGUGGUGUCAGUCUAAUUCGACCGCUGGUGCCUCUCUGGCGGAAAUCCAGAAGGCCGAGCGAGAAAAAAGAGCUCAGGAGGCCGCGCUGCAACUUCAAAGGCAACAACUGCAGGAGCAGCAGCGGCAGUUCCAGGAGCAGCUGGAGAAGCCGACCGGCAUGCAGCUGAGCUGGGCCAGCAGGCCCGUGGAAGCGAAAAAGGUGAAAUCCUUGGCCGAGAUACAGGCCGAGGAGCAAGAAAGACUGAUGAAGCAGGCCGCCGAGGCGCGCCUGCAAAAAGAAAAAGAACCACCCGCCACCUUGAACACCGGCAACAGUAUUUGGAACAGUUCGAACCUGACGUGGGCCAGCACCGCGGCCCAGCCUUCCUCCCAAUGGUCUUCUAACUCCUCCAGAGGAUUCUGGGACGACUCUUCCCACAAGCCUCAGCAACCUAGCAAUAACCCCGCCAAACCGUCCACGGUGUCGAGGAGCACCUCAUCGAACGCCAUAACCUCGAACAACGCAGCCGCGACCAAACAGCAGCAGGCGCAGAAGCAGUCGGCGCAGAAGCAGCAGACCAAGCAGCAGCAGCAAAAGAAAGAGGAGGGGCAGAAGAACAACAACAACAACAAUAACAACGGCCCGACCUCCGACGAGUUCAUGAACUGGUGUUACAAGACUCUGUCGAAUAUUUCUGCCAAUGUCGAUAUACCGACGUUCGCGUCGUUCCUGCGCGACAUCGAGUCCGCCUUUGACGUGCGCGAGUACUGCAAGGAGUACCUGGGCGAGAGCGGCGCCACGCAGCAGUUCGCGUCGCAGUUCCUGGAGCGGCGGCGCAGCUUCCGGCCGAACAGGGCGCACGCGCACAAGGACGACAUGUGCUCGCCGGCGCCCGCGAUCACGCCCGGCGCCCCACCGGCCAUCUCGAACGAGUUCCAGGAGGUCAAGGUAAGGGCAAAAGCAAGAAAAACAAAAAAUCAAAAAUGCAAAAAAUCGACGCCAGAGCUCUUGGAUUCAAUGUGACUUCGGCUCCUGACAGGAUUAAUGUGGGUGAUAGAGAUUACGGUGAUAAUUCUUAAAGAAAUAAGAUUAGUUAUAUGUAUGUGUACCAGAAUCAGAAUUGUUAUAAUCAAUGUACCUUUAAUUAUACAUAUAUAAUUCUUUUAAAUACAUUUUUUUUUUAGUUUAUUGGCUUAUUUAUGUGUAACACAUUUUGUUUUACAAAUUUUACUGUUUAAAUAUUAGUUUUACAUAAAAUUGUUGUUUUUAUUUGUAAUGAAACCCGUGGCAGUGCUUUAUUGUUUAUUUUGUAAAAAAAUCCAACAUUAUGGGAUACACAAGAAAACUGUUGAUGCAUUAAAUCAUACUUAUAAAAACAUCCAAAUUUAAAAUCAUACUUCUGCGGUUAAAAACUAUUUUCGCCAUGCACCUCGACCUCUUCCACGCGACAUUCCUCUUGAACCUCUAUUACCUCGUCCUCUUCCUCCACUUGACCGAUCUAAGUAAAAAAGUGUUAUUUUUAACUCGUAAAAAAUUAAUUUUCACGUACCAUAACUUUGGAAGUUGUUGCUGAACUUCCCGCUAGGUGGCUGAUACAUUUUCAUGGUUUCUCCACUCCUAUUAGGUCUCACGUGUUUAGUAUUAGUGCCAUUUCCAUUACUAGCGUCGAAAGUAAUGGGAAUGUGGCGUUUUGCUACCCCACUGGAAGGGGAAGUAGCUACCGUAACCUAAAACAACCCCGAACAUUAACAUCAAAAAAAAAAAAAUCGAAAAAAAACGCACCUUAGCUUUCUUCUCAAUCUCAUUCUUAAAGGACAACGCUACGUUGCAUUUGUAGACCGGGGGCGAGUAAAACAAGUCCCUUAUCAGGGUGUUGAUAUUACUCAACACGGACGGCGCUAUUUUCGCUUUAUCCGAGCUCUCUUUGUUCAAGUUGACCUUCGAACUGAGCACCGAAUCCAGCGAUUUCCGGCAACCCUGCACGCCUCUGGAAAAAUACGUUAAUCUCGCCCUAAAAUCUUUCAGAACGUUUUGAUCCGACGUCAGGAAGUCGGGGCAUUGUCUGGCCAAUCUGUGGAAGGCAAACAAAAGACAUUCCACGGUGGAAAAGUCCAGGUUGGGCAUUUCCGCCAUGUCCGCG